UGACGGCGGUCGCCCUGUACAAACGCCAUUACCUUUCCCGCAUACCAAGGGUGCCCGAGUUGCCUGAUACGCACAAAAUACCCCGUGAGCCGGGCCGACCCAGCGAGGCGCAUCGUGGAGAGGCUAAACAGAAACUUGGAAUUUUCGAUACAUAUAUAAUAGCAUCUACCCCGUUGCUCUUGCCGACGACAGCCGGAGGUUGGCUGCCUAUUACGAACACCCGACCGCAAGCGCCAGACCCCGAAUAGAGAGCCUGACAUAGAUAGAGCCCUUGCCUCAUUCUGUCCCACUGCCGACAAGUCCUUACCCUCUGCUAGCGAUCCGAACUCACCGCCUCGGGCAAGGGGGAGCUAUGACUACAGCUACCCGGCCUAACUACUUCCCUAACCACCUCGCUAUGGGUAAUCCCUCGAGUGACAGGGCCUCGCAGCCUCUUGCGUCGUCGUUUGUCCCUCCUACCUGGCAGCCAGGUGGUAUUUGGGGUAACAACGCGAUCAUUAGCGGCUCACUGAAUUCGCGGCGAGAUGUGGCGGGUUCCAGAGAACCAGAUGAGCCUCCAUCUAGUGCUAUUUCAAGAUCUGCGCACUCGCAAGCUGCGCCGUGGGUUUCCCGUGGCGGUAUAUGGAACCAACCGGCAAGUGCACAUCCGGGUCCUUCGUCGACUGGAAGCGCUUCACCGACUCGCACAAGGGAUGGAUUCCAAAAUUCCUUCUCCGAAAUCCCAAGUAACCCUAACAUCUUCCAACUACGGGCCCCCGGCGCUCCAAAUGGGACCAUCUCCUCGAACAGAACGAUGCCUCCCGGGCCGUCGGACUCCUCGAUGGCCCCGUUUAAAUACACGGUUGGCUUGGGGGAUGCGGUUGGCGACGAUAGAGGGAGCUCGAACUUGUACGGGUCAAACGGGAACCAGCCUCUGGACCCCGACACUUCCGCGCUCUACCGGCGUAACUCCGGCGACCCGACAUUCUUAGGUCUUGGUCAUAGUCGACAGUCGACUCUCGCAUCACGGCAGGCCGAUACCGAGACGCAUGCGCCUGCUCACCGGUAUGGUGACAGCUCGCACUAUCCAUUCAACAAACUUCCGGGCCACCCUAAACCGCAAGCUCAACGACCGUCUAUUUCUGGCGCGUCGGUCACGCUGGCGCCGGAACCGGGUCGUUCGAACGCUUUCGCGUUUGGGGCGCCAGAUGCCUCCAGCCACGACCUUGAGGAUAGUUUUAGCCGCGUUCUCGCUUUGGACGACACUUCAGACAACCCCGGUGGUGGAUUUUCGACCAACGGGCAUUUCAACCCCGCGAAUCAGCCGUUUCAGUUUAAUCCCGUUUCCCAACCAUGGCAACACGAACAAGCAGGGAGCAAUUCGAGAGCGUUCAACCAAAACGUGCCGGAAUCUUGGGCCGAUCCUGUGAACGCCUCGCUUUACGGCUCGAAAAGGGUCGCAGCAGCGGCAGAGAGGGUAUCGCCCACCGGCCCUUAUCGACCCGGUGUCAAUAGCCCGAGGGCCUUCAGCGGGACCCCCAAUCCGAGGGCGGAUCCGUGGAGCCGGCCCGGGUCGAGAGACCUCAGAAUGCACCCGGAUUUUGAACGAACGCAACAUGGUUCCCAAUAUCUACAGCAGCAACCGGGCUUCUUCCCUCAGUCGUUCUACGGCACCGGGAUCGCUCCGUUCUCGACCUCCUACGAACAAUAUGUGCAGAAUCCUAGCUACCGCUCCCAGGUUCAGGUCUCGGGGUACGGUCUACCUGUGAAUUACGUCCCCAGUAUCCCCGUGCCCCUUCGACCCAGCAGGGAUCAAGACCCCGGGAAAGGUGUUCGUAGCGUGCUUCUCGAAGAAUUCCGAAGCAAUGUCAAGACCAACAACAAGCGCUACGAACUCAAGGACAUAUAUAGCUAUAUCGUGGAGUUUAGCGGUGAUCAGCAUGGUUCUCGGUUCAUCCAAGAGAAGCUUCAAACGGCGAACAGUGACGAAAAGGAUCAGGUCUUUCGCGAAAUAGAGCCGAAUGCCCUCCAGCUCAUGAAAGAUGUCUUCGGAAACUACGUUAUACAGAAAUUUUUCGAGCAUGGUAAUCAGGUUCAGAAGAAAAUAAUCGCGGCACAGAUGAAGGGGAAGGUUACAGAGCUUUCGACCCAGAUGUACGCGUGCCGCGUUGUGCAGAAGGCGCUCGAGCACGUACUGGUCGAACAGCAGAUUGAGAUCGUCGAAGAGCUCAAGCCCGAGAUCAUGCGGAUUGUAAAAGAUCUGAACGGGAACCACGUCAUUCAGAAGAUCAUCCAAAUGGUGCCACGCCUUUGCAUUCCGUUCAUUAUGGAGGCGUUCCAAAACCAAAUCGAAUCCCUGGCAUCCCAUAGUUUCGGCUGCAGGGUCAUCCAGCGGAUUCUGGAACACGGAACGGAGACAGAGAAGAAGAUACUAAUGACCGACCUCCAUGCUUGCGCCACUAGACUUAUCACAGACCAGUUUGGGAACUACGUCACCCAACACAUCAUUGCCCAGGGCGAGCCAGAAGAUCGACAGAGAGUGAUCCAGCUGGUUCUCCAAAAGCUGCUGUUCUACUCGAAACACAAGUUCGCCUCGAACGUCGUGGAGAAGUCGAUACAAUUUGGCACUGCGGAGGACCGAAAAGCCAUCAGAAGUCAAAUCACUGCUCUGCACAGCGACGGAACUAGUCCUCUUCAACUCAUGAUGAAGGAUCAGUUCGGGAACUACGUCAUACAGAAAUUGAUGCAGCAUCUCGAGGGACCAGAUCGCGAAUCCCUCGUCGAGGAGAUGAAGCCACACUUCGCGAAUCUGAAGAAGUACAGCAGCGGACGGCAGAUCACGGCUCUAGACCGGCUCAUGUCCGCUAGCUCGACAGCUCCGGGAGGACCGACCUCAGGUAACUUGAUGAACGGAAUGCCCGUGACGUCUACAGGCCCCACGACACCGAAUCUGCUCGUCGAGGUCAACUCAACUGCGGACACGCCGUCCCUCACCAUGGAGCAAAACAGCCCCGAAAGUAAUAGCCCAUCGAGCACCAAUGCUGGCGUGGAGGAUUUCGUGAACGAGAAGAAUUCCAAGACGUCACCGCUGGACCAACCAUAUCAAACUGUUGACUUUAACGAAUCGUAAAGGGUUUGCAUUGCCUCGAAUGGCGGCCCUCUUACCAGCCCGCGGGUUGGCCCGAAUCCGACUAACGCGCACAUAAACAACCCUCGGCGAAUGGAAAUGUCGUUCGUGCACAAAAACAAAACGCCACAUUUGGCACAGGGAGGUAUG
Messenger RNA from Durotheca rogersii, 3256 nucleotides. Its product is annotated as ARM repeat-containing protein. Gene Ontology annotation, cellular component: cytoplasm. The transcript is spliced from 7 exons. Bases 353 to 3109 code for a protein of 918 amino acids. Gene Ontology annotation, molecular function: mRNA 3'-UTR binding. The record is from RefSeq and is a predicted model, not a curated record. Gene Ontology annotation, biological process: nuclear-transcribed mRNA catabolic process, deadenylation-dependent decay. NCBI's taxonomy places the organism in Eukaryota, Fungi, Ascomycota, Sordariomycetes, Xylariales, Xylariaceae.